AUAGGAAGAAACUUUUAAGGUGGACUGUAUAGGAGCAUGCGGCACCGUUGCAAACGUGUUUUGGCGGUUAAUCAGUUGCACGCGGUGGCUACGGCAAGUAAGAGGUCGCGUGUGGUGUUUUGGUGUGUGUCGACGGCGACGACGACGGCGACGGUGACGGUGACGAGGACAACAAAUAAUAAGAAAAUCAGAUAAAACUCUUAUAUAGAAGAGUAUUGCGUCCACGACGUGCCGUGGAUAGAAAGAGGAAUAAACGUUAAGGGAUAUAGGAAACUGUGUAAAAUGGAGCUGCACACUCCGAAACGAGAGUCUCGACCGUUGGCAGACGCAUUGCCAUCGAGUCCUCCAAUGUGCGAUACUAUGUUCUAUCCAUGGAAUUGGGGCGAGGAAGCACGAAAUGUGAACCUUAGUCCAGGUAGUUCAUGCUCUUCCCCGGAGUACAGGGAAAACGGCGUGGCCGCCAUGCGGGCCGGUCCUGCUGGACCACGUUCUGGAGGAUCUGAGAGCCAUCGUCGAGGACGUCCACGAGCAGAUGCUCUCUCGAAUCUUAUGAUGCAGGGUAGCACUUCUCCUAGUAGCAUCAAGUGUACUUAUUGCAGCAGAGUAUUUCCACGCGAAAAAAGUCUUCAGGCGCAUUUGCGCACUCAUACAGGUGAAAGGCCUUAUCCUUGUGAUUAUCCAGGGUGCACGAAAGCUUUUACUCAAUCUGGACAACUAAAAACUCAUCAGCGUCUUCAUACAGGAGAGAAACCCUUUCUUUGCACUGAAUCUGGAUGUGAAAUGCGGUUUACACAUGCUAAUAGACAUUGUCCAGAUCAUCCAUAUGCUACGCUAACAAGAUCUGAUGAUUUUGUACUAAAGCCUGUAUCUGGAAAUACUGAAUUACCACACGAUGUUGCCCGUUGGUUGGAGCGUUAUAAAAUGGCCAGAGAGCGGGAGGAUAGAACACCAACGGGAAAGAAUGAUCGGAAGAAGAAAACAUGGAAAAGCAGCGCUGAAAAUCACAAAAGAAUUAAGUCUAGAAAGGGUUUAAUGAUGGAUGCAGCUGGAGAACAAGAGAAUGUGGAUCGUAAACCACCGAACCAAAGGCUUUACUGUGGAGAGAGUCAGGAUAGUCAAGAAGAAAGUCAAGAUGAGGAUCCAGCAGAAGCAUGUGCUGUACUACAAGUAUCGGAAGAUGAGGAAUCGACGUCACUAAAGCUUCCCAUUACACCAGUAAGACGGCCUUUAGACCGAUUACAACCAAAAAAGAGAUGGCUUCGUGAAGCAUGUCUUGAACAACAGCUGGCUAAACCAUUAAGAUGGGAUGUUCAAUCAAUGAUCACACCAAUAUCAUCGACUUACGAAGGUUCAUCACUGCAAAAUAUGACAACCACUUCAAAAGCUUCAUCUCAUUCAAAGUGGACUGUAUCUGCUAUCCUUCAAACUAACGAAUCUGACAGCACAUGUCAUUCAAAUGUAAAUAUUGAUGAAACUGUGCCAGAGAAAUCUGAAAUAGAACCUACAAAUUCAAAGGCCCAAGUUUCUUGGGAUAUGGCUAAUACACUGAAUACAUUAGAUGUUCGAGAAUCUAAAGAUGCGCAAAAUACCGUAUUGCCAUCAUCGCACUCUGUAUUACAAGGAAACUGGGAUCAGCUUCAAAAAAGUGGAAAAGCACUAAAUAGCGAUAUAACAUCUAACGACAGUGUAAAUCUUCGUUUCGAACAGUCAAAGUCUGAUACAUCGUCCUCAAAUUUUUAUUGGGAUCAGACGCCUGCGAAUAAGAAUGUAUGUCAACUCCAAACAAUACAAAAUGAAAUUCAAUUUGUGUCUGAUGGAACAAUAAACAAAAUACCCACAACAUUACGCAACAGUGAAAAUGAAACAAGGCCUACCGUACUAAUGCUAGCUGGAAGUUCUAAUAGUUUGAGUGGCAAGGAAAUGAACACCCAUAAGAAUUUGUCCAACAGCGAAGACAGAACUGGCGUCAAGGUUGUGGUAGUUAAGCAAGAGGAUAGCGUGGUUAAGUUACCGUUGCCUGAGGAUAGCCAAAAAUGGCUUGGUGCUUUAGCUUUGAUGGAAUUGGCCAAAACACAGGAAGAGGCUGCCCGUGCACUUGGGCUUACAAAAAGAUUAGACUCACGUGACGUGCAUUCGAGUGUCCAGUAUACACACUUAUAAUAGACUGUGAUUUCAUAGAGUCCUGCAGGUAUUAUUGAAAAUUCGACCAUCCAACUGAAUGAGUGAGAAUUGUUUUUUGAUUGUGAAUUUAUCGAACGACUUAUAGGAGGAAUUUUAAAUUAUCUAAAUAUUAUACUCUUCUCUUUAUGUAUUUAAUUUUCGACUGUUUACGAAACCAAGUGAUUCGAUAAAUGCCUUCGUUAUACCUCCUUGCAGACAACUCAUGUCUUUUUCACUCAAAAUCCAAAUAUCAACGAUAUUAUAAGUUAUUGCAGGGUACUUUGUGUUAUCACAAUCAGAGUAUACGUCUUUUGAUUUAUUGUAACAAAACAGUUAAAGGAUAAUUGAGCUCUUACGAGUAAUCGUAGCUCAAUUUUCAUUUAAUCCGCGUGACAAUAGAAAUUAACAUCCGUAAUCCGUAUUCAUAUCCUUAGUUUUCAUUAAAAGGAUAAUAGUAAGAAAAUCACAGUGGACUUGACAGAAUCCUUUAAAAAUAUCGUUCACUAUGAUUUAUACAAAGGAUCUGAAUACUUGUAUUUUAUACGUCGAGUUUCUAAUCACGAUUUGCAAACUACGUGACAUUCUUUCCUUUAUAUUAUACAUUUCGAUAAAAACAAUUUAUUACUGAAAAUUUAAUACGUCUCUAAUCAGAAGAUUGUGUCUUCGUGAAAUGAAUCUACCAGUACAUUUUUUAAUUUCUCAUUAACUGUGCCACAUUCUCGAAUAAGCAAAUCGUGAUAUCAAUAAUACGUGAAUAACUACAAUGAGAUAUGAGUAUGCUCAUAUGAAUAACAUAUUUUCCUUUUAUUUUUGUGAGCAUCCCUUAAAGGCAUUCACGUGAGCAUUACUUAUCGGGGCUAAGUUAACGUUGUGUCAGGAAACCAGACGUUUCUGCUUUUUCGGUACAUUAAGCAAACCUAAGAACAUCCUCCGGGUACAGAAGCCAUAUAAAACGGUAGACUCAAGCAGUGAACUUUUAACAUUCGUAGUACUUAAACGUUUUAAAUAUACUUGUCAAUGCUUUUGCACUUUUAGUGAAGCUUGAAUGAUAUUAAAGAAAUUUUAUAUAUUUGACCAAGGUGGUCAGUCUACCGUUAUUGUGAUUCAGGCAGUCAUAAAAGCUUCAUGUACUCUUUAUUAUAUUAUUGGCUGUCAAAGAAUGGCAUCUCAGGCGACUGCGUGACGAGUUUUGACGAUAAUCGAGAGAAUGGAAAACUACGGUACACACAGGCUUUUGCUCAUUAUUAUAAAAUAAUUCUACCAAAAAAUGUUGUAUUUUUAACGUUGAUGUUUGAUACAAUUUUAUGCUUUAAGUACAACGUGUACCUGUUGCUACUACGAAAGGAGCGAGGUGCGCUGCAACAGGCAGCAAACCAAUUGUCUAUAAUAGAUCUGUAAGGAUCAUAUUGUUAGUUGGGUAGUAAACGGUUGUUUUUUCUUUUAUAUUUUCUCUAUUUCAUUUUUUUCGUUUUUCUUUUUUUUCGUAAUUUUGAUCUUGCUUUGCGUAUGGAGUUCCGAUGAUAACUCUCUUCCUCUCUCCACUGAUACA
Cephus cinctus (wheat stem sawfly) is the source of this 3709-nucleotide messenger RNA. Its product is annotated as zinc finger protein 236. The record is from RefSeq and is a predicted model, not a curated record. The transcript is spliced from 2 exons. NCBI's taxonomy places the organism in Eukaryota, Metazoa, Arthropoda, Insecta, Hymenoptera, Cephidae. Gene Ontology annotation, biological process: regulation of transcription by RNA polymerase II; central nervous system development. Gene Ontology annotation, cellular component: nucleus. Gene Ontology annotation, molecular function: RNA polymerase II cis-regulatory region sequence-specific DNA binding; DNA-binding transcription factor activity, RNA polymerase II-specific. Bases 283 to 2160 code for a protein of 625 amino acids.